Molecule: messenger RNA, 1372 nt
Organism: Tripterygium wilfordii
Lineage: Eukaryota; Viridiplantae; Streptophyta; Magnoliopsida; Celastrales; Celastraceae
Product: probable pre-mRNA-splicing factor ATP-dependent RNA helicase DEAH5
Exons: 2
Coding region: 187-702 (171 amino acids)
Source: RefSeq, a predicted model, not a curated record
AGGCUCGUGUAUAUAUAUAUACACACGGUCUCCGACUAUCCGUCCUGUAUUUUAUUUUCCGGGAUUCAGAUUCUGAUUAGCGUUUAAGGAAAGCGAAAGGCACAAUCCCAGCCGAAGCAGGAGGAAGAGACAAGAAAACCCUAACUUUAAAUCUCUUUUGUUUCCAUUGUUAUUCAUCGAGUCUUAAUGGCCGCCUUGAACGACACUAUGAAGAAGCUAGAGUACUUUUCUCUUGUCUCUAAAGUCUGCAGCGAACUCGAAACACAUAUUGGCUCUAAUGAUGUUGUGUUAGCCGAGUUCAUCACUGAAUUGGGUUCGAACUCUGAGAAUUUUGACCAAUUUGAUGAGAAGUUGAAGGAUUAUAGGUUUGAGUUGCCUGAUUACUUUGUUCAUACUCUUCUGACCUUCAUUCACGCAAUUCUCCGGCCAAACCCUAAGCCGGAGAAGGAGUGCACAGAUUAUCGUAAGAAGAUGAAUUAUGGGGCUUUAGCAAUUGUGGAUAGUAAGGAAAGAGUGAAGGAGCUCGAGAAGGAAAUCAUAAUAGACAGGCAUAGAGUCAGAAGAGGCAUGAGGGAUGGAGAUAUGCUCAGAGACAGAGAGAGGUACACAGAUCAGCGUAAUAGGCAUAUGCAGGGUUGGCAGGCUUUAUUGAUAGCAAUUGUUCUUGGAAGCUGCGGAGACUUACACCUCUCUUUCAUAUGAUCAAGAUCCAGGAAUAUUCUAAUACCAAAAAACAGAAUGAACUCAAGAUAAUCAAUGGAAUACCUCUGCAAUUAGUAUGGAUUCGGUGUAACCCAGAUCGGUGGAGGCCACAGAUUGCGCGGACAAGGAGGUAAUGACUCAAUCGUUCCAUCUGAUAACUUAUAGAUCCCUGCAUCGUAUUCUCCUAAAUGGUCGUUGAAUGUCAUUCUAUCAGCAUUGCUGGUAAAAUAUAUACAGUUUCCCAUACAUUCCCUAUAUUCUGAUGCCAUAAAGUACACUGAUUCAUUUUGUCCCACAAAGAAUGCCCGCUCUCCCACAUCCGUGACAACAUUCCACUGUGCCAACUGCUCGCUCCGAUCAAUCCUCAAAACAUCAAACCUUCUAGUUCUGUGUGAUAGGCGGAAAUCAGAAUCAUAACGACUGUCUAAAAACCGCAUAACCAAGAACAACUCAUCCGCUGAACCCACCAAAUACAUUUCAUCACACAGAAAUACCUCACUUGGUAUUCUUUGCAUUUUGAUAAUUGAAACUGUUGGUGGGUCACUCUUCAAAUUGCAGACCAUGAUCUCACAGUAGAUAUCGACUGCGUACAGAAGCUCAUUGUGAUACAUUAUAUCGACACAAGAAGUUACCAGUUCAUCAAUGAAUCUCCAAUAGAAAAAUGUCAUCC